Messenger RNA from Stegastes partitus (bicolor damselfish), 6313 nucleotides. It is a transcript of the gene rttn, whose product is annotated as rotatin. Gene Ontology annotation, biological process: ciliary basal body organization; centriole replication; centriole-centriole cohesion. The transcript is spliced from 45 exons. Gene Ontology annotation, cellular component: ciliary basal body; centrosome; centriole. NCBI's taxonomy places the organism in Eukaryota, Metazoa, Chordata, Actinopteri, Pomacentridae. The coding region runs from base 132 to 6218 and encodes 2028 amino acids. The record is from RefSeq and is a predicted model, not a curated record.
AGUUUUCUGUGUUUCCAUGGCUGGCCUUGACAAACACAGACAGGCACAUACUUUCAUCCAACGAGAGUUCUUUAGGGAGUAGCAAUCACACCUUGGUGCGAACCACAUGUGAACUUCUGUGUGAUGUCAUCAUGCAAGACUUUCCUGCUGAGAUCUUCCUGCAAAGGCCCAGCAUUGUAAAGAGCCUUCUGUCCCUGUUGAGGCUUGGUUCGGGUAAAGGUGAGGCGAGCUACCUUCACUUGCCUUCUCUUUCCUGCCUGCGGCUGCUUUGUGUGGGACUAAGAAAGAGACUGCGCUUUCAUCAAGAUCCAAGCUUCUACUCUGCAAAACAAGAUCCCGUGUCCCAGAACUCGUCCUUCUCUUACAACCAGGAUGUUCUGGGGGCCCAGCGUUCGCAGGCUUCGUCUCCCGGGGCAGAGUGCUCUCCACGGCCCUCUGUGGUGGGACGCACGGGCCAGAGAGCCAGAGGAGAUGGCCAAGAUGGAGAUGCAGCUUCUAACAGUGGCAGCUCACACAGAGGUGGAGCAGCAGACCAGGCCCCCAGACAGAUGGCCCAUUCACCUGCAGAUGUAACCCACUUGGAGCUUCCUGACCUGGGUGUAGAAGAUGUCCUGGAGCUGCAGUUACGGCAGCUCACACUGGCUCAGUUCACUGUUGCCACCAUGGAGCAUGCUAUACCACUGCUUAAGACAGGUUUUCAUGUGUUCCAUCGUGUUCUGGAGCUGCUGUGUGACGCUGUCCUCCUGCUUGGGGACAGUGUUUGUGAACUGGUCUGGGACGAUCGCAGCCUGGUGGGGAUGGAGCUGAAGGAGAAGCUGCAAGCCUGCUUGGAACUACUGGCGGAUAUUCUGAGCUAUCACCAGAGCUUUUCAGGAGAUAUUCCCCACAGUUCUCAGGUUCACCACAGAAUGGCCUACAUAGGCACUGCCAUAUUCACCAUUAAACUCCUACAGACCAUCCUGCCUCUGGAGAAGGCUAGUGACAAUCUCCCAGAAAACACAGCAACGGCUAUCCUCCACUUAUGCUUGGACACAUCGUUUGGGGGUUUGUUACCCAGCAUGCAAGAGACAGCAGUGGCCUACUUGGAGCAAGUGAACUCCGAUGGUCAUGACCUCUACAGGAGGGUGGCCCGAGCUGCCCUCUGGAUGGAGUCCACUUGCAACUUUGUAAAAGAAGCACAAGCUGAGGGGGAAAAGAAUUGGUUGGAGUUACUGGAGCUGGCAGACCAAGCUGUAGAUGGUCUUCCGUUUCAUCAGCACUUGCCCAUCAUCAAAGAAUGCGUCCACAUUUGCUCUUACCUGUGGAAGUUUGAUCAGCCCAGUCCACUCCUCCAAACUGAGAGCCAGAAACUCCUUCUCAAGCUGCUGUCCCAUCCUCUACUGCCUGUCAAGAUAGAAACAUAUGAAUGUACUUUAAACCUGGUCAAGGACUGUCUUGGCAUCCAGAAUGUGUCACGACAGGAACCAGGACCGUGUGCUGGAGUCAGCUUCCUUCUCCACCACAGAGUACUCUAUGAAAUAGUCACUUUUGGACUCCAGGACUCUUCAGAAAAGGUGAAUGUGUCUGCCAAGGAUAUCCUGCUAUUCCUGCUCAAGGGACGAUUGAUGAUGACAGCGUCAACCUGGGACAGAUUCAAUGAGGCACUUUACCCGGUCAUGCCCAUAUUACAGGGUUACGCCAGCACUGAAGAGUCACUGGGAAACUGUGUCCUGCUGAUAAGUGACAUGUCGGAUGUGACAAGAGACAACGCGUUCCCAAGUACAGCCAAGCUAAAAGCAGCACUCCGGCUUCUUUUCACUAAACAACCCACCGUGAGAAUAGCAGCAGUGCAACAAGUCCUGCCACACCUAAACACAGAUGAUGAUGCGCACACAGUCAGACCAGAGUUGGAUCAGUCAGCGAUCGCCUCACUCCCCAACCUCUACUGCCUAAGAAACCCUUUAGACAUCACACUGGACACCAGCAACAAAUCUGUCCUAAAGGUGGAGUCGGUUGAGAAGCUUUUUUGCAUCCUGCACUCAGACACUGUUGACAUCUCCCUGAGAAGAUCGGCUGCAGAACAGCUGUCAGUCGUACUACAAGAUACAGCAAUGCACCCAGUGCUGAAGAAUCUUGGAAUAACAGAUAAAGUCAUUUCUUUCAUUAUGGAGAGUAUAAAUGGCAACAAGAGCUUGGAUUGUCUGCUGGAGCCUUGUGUAUGUAUCCUGAGAAAGCUGGUGUAUGCUGAUCCAUCUCUGAGGCACAGCCUGGCACAGCGCAACCUCCUGCUCCUCACACUGCUCAGGGCCUCCUUGAUAUUGAAGGCGAACAAAGGCAGUGGAAGUGAGAUUGCUGUCUUGAUGAGUUUGCUGCUAUUUGAUGAGAUUGCCAGUAUUGAGAUAUGGUCGGACAAAUCCAACACAGACGUGAGCUUCACACCGUUUUCGCUACCGCUGACAGUAGUACGCAGGUACAACAUUCCGUUUCAGGCAGCGACUCAUCACGCUGUUAGCCCGUACUGCUGCGUCUUAGCUCCUUCCUCUGACCUCCUGACCCUUAACCCUGCCCGCCAUGCCCUGCAGGUGGCCUGGAACACUGCAUGGCAUUCAGGGAUAGAUAAUCUUCUUGAGAAGCUGCGCGGCAUUGCUAGUGAUGUUACUGAAUUUCAUCCUGAUUUAAAGCUGUCAGAAACACAAGUUCUGUCGCUGCAGGCUGUGCACCUUCCUGCCGCGCUGCAGGACUGCAUCCAGGCCAUCGUCACUGCAGCGGGACACAGUUCUGUGGCCUCUGCCCUCUCCAGGCUCAGCCUCUACUUGUUGUUUGACAGACUGGCUCUCCCUCACAUUCCCACCCACAGCUGCAGAGACACCCUUCACUCCCUCAGUUUGCAGGCAGCAGUGACCAGGUUUCUCCAGGUGCGUCCAGCCUGUGUUGAGGAUGAAAGGUUGCUGGUGGGUAUUGUUGCAUUUUUGAAUGCCUACUUCAAACAGAUGCACACAGAGUUUGUGUCUGACCCAGAGGACAAGAAUCUACGCUGGAUACUGGAGCUGCUUCUCAACCAGGAGACUGCAUCUCUCCUUAAUUUGCUGCUUGGUGUGGAGACCCAGGCCUCACCUCAGAGCCCAGGGGAGCAGGACGAACUGAAGAAUCGUGUUAGCCAGAGACUGCAGAGAGAGCUUACGAGUUUCUUUAACACCUUGCUACUCCGUCUAACGCACACCACUGACAGGCUAUGUUUGGCAUUAGCAGGCCCCUUCAAGAGCCAGCUGGCAGUCCGUUUGCUUCAGAGCCUGCGGGUGUCUGAUGCACCGCGUUUCUAUGGCCUUCCCAGCCUGGAGAGGACACUGCAGGGCAUGGUCAGCCUGACUGCCCAGCCUGGCUGGAGCUUUCACUGCCCUGACCUGGAGCCCAGCACCCUCUGCUCCAAGUAUCUCAGUGGGCUAUUAGAGGUGAUCUCCUCGUUUUAUGUUGAAUGGGGAGGUAACUCCUUGUCUUUCAUGGGGAAAGGUGUAACCAAGAAUGCUGUCAUCUGCUUGCUUCACCUGUCCCAUGAGAUGCUGUCCAGAAACAAGAACAAGGACUUGAUUUCCCAGUGGUCUUUGGGGAAUGAGUCAGCUACUGAAGAGGCCAGUGCCUCUCAGCUGGGUUUGGCCUGGCUUAUCCCGCUAUGGGUGGACCGAGACCAAGAGGUGAGGUUUGCCAGCUUAGGUUUAGGUGCAGCUCUGUCCUCGAAGCCCAGCGGGUGCCAGGCGCUGUGUGCCAGCUGUCAGAACAUUAGCGGAGGUCUGUGGGGCACGUUGCUCAACAUCCUACUGGAUCAACAGGAGAGCAGCAUGGUCCGCAGAGAGGCUGCAUUUAUCCUGCAGAACUUGCUGGUGAUGCCCAUGCCUGCCAACGCAGAGGAGGCCAAGGACUCCCACUGGCAGCACCCAUGUGUCCACGAUGAGGUGUCUGGCGUGUCUUUAGUGGGUCUUCCAGCGCUGCAGGCUUUGCUUUACCACUGUCAAUAUUUCCAGCAUGUAGCUCUGUCUGCUUCAAGUUGUUACCGUGGCAGGUACACUUUCCACCUCCAACCUCAUGUUGGCGCUAGCAGCGGCCCCAGUCCUCCGGAGAGCACUGCAGCGGAUUCUGAGAACUCUCUGUGGUCUUGGAAAUGUGACCCACCAGCACCCACCGUCAACUCUAGCAGACCUUCCAGUUCCCUCUCCACCUCCAGCACUGUGGUCAGCAACGCUGCAACAAGAGGUUCAAGGCCACACACCCCUAAGGCUCCUUCCCCACUGAACAUCAGAGAAGAUACCCCUGCCAGCAGACUGAUGGCACAAGGCCAGAGUGAUACAGACACAAGUAACUCGGUUACCUCGCAGGACUCCCGACAGGCCGAGCCCUCAGCCGUCGAACCUGUUGUCAUGGUAACUCCUGACCUCCUGACGGCCCACUGUGGCCUGCUGACCAACCUGCUGGCCAUCCUUCCAGAUUUCACCCUCACUGCCUUCCGACACCACCAGCUCCUCCACGUUCUAGCCAGUCUAGUGGAUAUUGGGCCCAUCGAGAAAUGUUUGACUGAACUGAAGACACCCACCAUCCUUCCAGGAGAGAGAGAAGACAUCAAAAGUCAGUUUGUCACCACACUUCAGUUCCUGUCCAGCUUCUGCAAACUGCUGCAGUCAUGUGUCACGACAAGCAUGGAGCCGAUUGGCCAGAUGGACUUCCUGAAACAGCUGUUGUCUACUCUGGUGGCUGUACUCAUGCUGGAUACUAAAGGAUUAGAUGCAGGUACCCGGGACGUGGUUUGUGUGUGCUGGGCAGACGUGUUUAUGCUCCUGGCUACUCUGGUGAAGAGGGACAGUUCAGCAGCACACCCAUCUGUCUCUGCUGCAUUGGGGAGACGCUGGCGGACAUUUGCAGGAACAUUAGCAGUGUGUGUGAAUGAGAGGUUUGCAGACCCUGUUCUCCACACAGUAGCUCUGCAGUUUCUCAGUACAGUUUUCACAGAGGAGACAAAGACCCGGAGUGAAGAGGUCACAACCACAAACUCUAAACACGCCACUCAUCUGUCAGACGUCCUAAAUGGUCCCUCGGCGAGCGAACUGUGUGAGCUGUUACUGCAGAGUUUUGAGAAGAGGACCUUUCAGGACCCUCUAAAGAAGCUUACAGCGAGAGCUCUGAUGACACUGCUAGCUUGCAGUCCCACAGCUCAAAAUUAUGCAGCCAAAGCCGGGUUAAUUGACAGCUGUGUAGAGCAAAUGAAGCAAAUUCAGUCCCAGCUCCAACUGGAGUCAGUCCGACCCGGCAAGGCUUCUCACCGCAAGAAGGAAGAGGGCUAUUUAAAGGAAGUCAAGCUGACUGUGGAGAUCCUGCGGAGUGCUCUUUACUGCAACGAUGAAUGCAAAGUGGUGGCCACAGAUGCCCGCCUAACACUGGCACUCUAUGCUCUUUGGCCUUGGCUUCUACUGGACAACCCCACCAUGGAGGCGGCGCUGGAGCUUCUGUGUGUCUAUACGGCCAACUGCACAACAGCAUGCAGUUCCCUUUGUGGCAACGGCCCUGGUGUUGUACCAGGAUCUAAAGGCUCCUCCAGCAGCUCUCUGAUGCACUCUGUCAUGAAGCUGUCCUCAGGGCUCGCUUCAGACAACAGCCCCAUCCAGAAUCUGGCUUUCUCUCUCUUGACAAACCUGGCCGUUUCACGUGACUGCAGAUGCCUCCUGCAAAAGAAUAAUUUCCUUCAGGCUUUCCUAUCAGUGCCAGUGCCCAAGGCGUCCAGUGUUAAGGCUGCGUCUUUAGGUGGCGGUGGAAGCCUCCUGGGCCUGUGGCUGAGACUGCUGGUCAGUCUCUCGUGCGCGGAAGAUGGCCAGCAGAGUAUCCUUAGGGUGACCGGAGCCCUGGAACUGCUAACAGACUUGGCAACACAUCGGCGACAUGCGCUGCUCACCCUUCACAACCUUUGCUUCUGCUCUGCCAACAAGUCGCAUGUCAUCGCAAACGACAAAGCCAUGAAGGUGUUGCUGUGCUGUCUGGACAGUAAAGAUACGGAAACCCGCUGUGUGGGAGCGUCUGCACUUUGGGCGUUGCUCCACAACAAUCAGAGGGCCAAGACUUAUUUGAAGUGUCCCUCUGUUCGAUUGAGAAUUGAGGAGGCACAAGCCGUCUCUAAGAAGGAUGCAGAGAAGAAGCAAGAACCCACAAGUGCCUACCUGCUGAAGUGCCUCGAAAAUCUUUCCGAGCUGCUAAAUAGAUGAAUGAAUUGUCUUUUUUUAUAAAUAUUGUUUUGUAUCAUGUUUUAUAUCUAUCAAGUAAGAUUUAAUGUGGAUAUUAAAAUUGAUCUUGGCUUGUC